Messenger RNA from Artibeus jamaicensis (Jamaican fruit-eating bat), 945 nucleotides. Its product is annotated as vomeronasal type-1 receptor 1-like. Gene Ontology annotation, cellular component: membrane. Gene Ontology annotation, biological process: G protein-coupled receptor signaling pathway. The record is from RefSeq and is a predicted model, not a curated record. Bases 1 to 945 code for a protein of 314 amino acids. The transcript has a single exon. Gene Ontology annotation, molecular function: pheromone receptor activity. Lineage: Eukaryota; Metazoa; Chordata; Mammalia; Chiroptera; Phyllostomidae.
AUGGGCUCUGCUAGCUUGGAAAAAGGAUUUGUCUUCCUCCUGGAGACUGGAGCUGGGAUCCUGGGAAACUCCUCCCUCCUUUGUCUUUAUAAUUUCUCUUGGCUCACUGGACACAAGCUGAAACCCAUAGACUUGAUUCUCAACCAGCUGGUCUUCGCCAACAACCUGGUUCUUUAUUCCAAGGGGAUACCUCACACAAUGGCAGCUUUUGGGUUAAAAUAUUUUUUGGAUGAUGUGGGAUGUAAACUUGUCUUCUAUUUACACAGAGUGGCCAGAGGGGUGUCCCUUGGCACUGCCUGCCUCCUCAGUGGCUUCCAGGCCAUUAAACUUUAUUCCAGAACCUAUAGGUGGUUGGAGCAUAAAACGAGGUCCCCAAAGUGCAUUACUUUCUGUUGUUCCCUCUGCUGGAUUCUGCAUCUCUUAACAAAUGUCUUUAUUCCCAUGCAAGUAUUUGGGCCAACAAACAGUAAAAAUGUGAGUGCAAAAACACAUUUUGGAUAUUGUUUUUCACUCAGGUCAGACAGACUUAUAGUCCUACUUCUUGGAGUUGUGUUAUCUUCCUUUGAUGUUAUAUGUUUGGUUCUCAUGAUGUGGACUAGUGGCUCCAUGGUCUUUUUCCUGAUUAGGCACAAGCAGCGAGUCCAACACAUUCACAGCAACCUGUUUCCCCACAGACCGUCCCACGAAGUCAGAGCCACGCGCAUCAUUCUGAUCCUGGUGAGCAGCUUUGUCACCUUUUACUCUCUUUCUUCCAUUUCAACUCUUUACAUUAUUCUUACUGUGUCACCAAGCCAGUGGCUGGUGGACAUCCCUGUGUUCCUGGACUCAUGCUUUCCAACGUUUAGUCCCUUUUUGCUUAUUAUCAGUAACAUCCAUAGCUCUCAACUCGUUUUAAAUUUCUGGGCCAAAAUUUCAUGUAAAGCCAAUCUGGUUAAAAACCUAUAA